Schistosoma spindalis is the source of this 572-nucleotide messenger RNA. NCBI's taxonomy places the organism in Eukaryota, Metazoa, Platyhelminthes, Trematoda, Strigeidida, Schistosomatidae. The record is from the annotation of a GenBank genome assembly.
AUGUUCUCUAAGGAUAAAAAAAAAGACGAUCAUAGUCAUCACAAAUCGGGUUCAAAACAUCGUUCUGGGUCAUCGUCUUCUUCAUCAUCGGAUUCUGACCAUAAAAAAAAUCCAUUCAAUAUGUUAAAUGUUAAUGUAGUUAAAAAUGCAAAAAAGAUAAACCCCACUCUAAGGAUAAAAAAAAAGACGAUCAUAGUCAUCACAAAUCGGGUUCAAAACAUCGUUCUGGGUCAUCGUCUUCUUCAUCAUCGGAUUCUGACCAUAAAAAGAAGUAAAAGUCAUGGAAUUAAUGAAAAUGAAACGUUUUUCCAAUUUAUUUCAUUAGUUAUUUUCUCAUUAAAGUUAAUUAUUAUUAAAAUACAUUCGUUUAAGUUAAUGUAAAACGAAGUCUGUUUUCUUUACAAGCUCUAGUUUAUCAAAACUUUGUAUAUUAGAAGUGGUCCAAUGAUUAAGCGCUCGCGCGCGAGACUGAUAGGUACUGGGUUCGAAUCUCGCGGGGGCGGGAUCGUGGAUGCGCACUGCUGAGGAGCACCAUACUGGGACGAAAGGGCCGGCUGUCUAGUGCUUCCAAG